AUGUUCAGAUCCUGCCCGAUGCAUGGCGGGAAAGACUGCCCAGGGGUUGGGAAAGAAGAAAAAGAUUGCUACGCCAACAGUACAUGCAACCCAGAUAACUGUGAUUUUACGCGCGGUAGUUACUGUCAUUGGAACCGUUAUAAAAACAUGGAUUAUUUCUGGCAAGCACAUAAAGGAUCAACACCAACCGGGAGCACUGGUCCAAAUCAAGACCAUACUACUGGCACGGGCCAUUACAUUCUUACCGAGGCCAGCUUCCCUGCCAAGGAGAACGACACAGCACUCCUAACAAGCAAACUGUUUCCACCCUCGCAAUGUCGUUGCAUUUCCUGGUACUAUCACAUGUAUGGCCGCUCAAUGGGAGAACUCAGCGUGUACAUUAAAGACCCUGUGGGUUCUAAGAGGAUAAUAUGGGAUAAGAAAGGUGAUCAGGGAAACAGAUGGAUAUUAGGUAGCGCAACAAUAUCUAACGUGUCUAUGACUAGUUACCAGGUGGAAUUUGAGGCAAUUCGUGGCCGAUCUUUUUAUUCUGACAUGGCUUUGGAUGACAUCCAUUUCAAGGAAAUGCCCUGUGGUGUACAACACUUGGGAUGUUUUAACGAUCGUUAUAAAAGAGCUUUGCCAGACUUGAUUGCGAAUCUCCGGGAUAAAAUAGAUUGGUAUGACAUGCAAAAGACCGUCAGAGAAUGCGCCUGUGUUGCUUAUGACAAAGGAUACAAGUAUUUUGCUGUGCAGUUUUACGGAGAGUGUUGGGGCGCAAGAAGUAUGAUUGAAUAUGACAAAUAUGGUGCUUCCAACGACUGCUGGUCUGGUGUCGGAAAAGAUUUCACGAAUUAUGUCUAUAAAUUCACGAAAUAA
Dendronephthya gigantea is the source of this 858-nucleotide messenger RNA. RefSeq names its product MAM and LDL-receptor class A domain-containing protein 1-like. Lineage: Eukaryota; Metazoa; Cnidaria; Anthozoa; Malacalcyonacea; Nephtheidae. The record is from RefSeq and is a predicted model, not a curated record. The transcript has 6 exons. Gene Ontology annotation, cellular component: membrane. Gene Ontology annotation, biological process: nervous system development. The coding region runs from base 1 to 858 and encodes 285 amino acids.